CCAUAAGGCCAGUUUCCAUCGACCAGCAAUCCGAACUACCAGUUUCAGGGCGUGUUGAGAGUCAACUAACUCCGCUCUUUAUGGAUGUCCCACCAAUUUUACGACUUCCAACAGAGAUUCUAACUUUCAUUUUUGAAAAUGUGGCCUCUGGCCACUACGACACCUGCAGGGUCCUGCAGAAGUUUGCGUUAAUCUGUCGUCGCCUCACGCAGAUCGUACUACCUCUGUUAUAUCGUGACGUGUUGGUCAGAGUGGCGGCCGGCAGCGCCCUAGAAGCUCUGUUGGCCGUGCUACAAAAGCGGCCACUAUACCGUGAAAAUGUUAGAGGACUUGUGAUUCAGAUGGACGAUCGCAUUGGCAUUCACAGACGAAACUUCUAUAUUACGUCCGAUAUUAUCACCUGUGUCACCAAUGUCAAAGCCUUGACCUUUGCUGGGGGCUGGGAGCGUUACCCAGACCAAACAUGGGGCCUGGUUCACCGGGCAUCUCGGAGCAUGCCAGCACUGGAGAUUUUGUCUCUAAGGCGUCAGGGUGAAGGCCUGACCGUGCAGGACAUACUUGAAAAUGUGCAGAUGCCCAGCUUGCGUCAACUGAAACUUGAUGGAAUUGCUUUUCAGACCCCGGGGCGCACUACGAGGGCAGAGAGACAGGGGAACAGGCCCUCCUGUCUACCGGAUAGUACGAAGGGCACUGCUCAGUUCUCCAGCCUCCACAUUCAGGACUACUAUGAUACGUCCGCGGCAUUCCAAGAGCUCAUUCUCUGGCCUAAGACCUUGAUCCAUUUCGACGCCUCGAUCUUGUGGAGUAGCGGUCUGGGAUACCAGGUUGAUCUCUCGAUGCUCAGUACAUGGCUCUUUGCCCACAAGGACACCCUACAAUUCAUUUAUAUCAGAUACAUUGAAUCCUUACCUUCAGGCAAGCUUUUUCAGACUAGGGGAUUUGUCGCCUUGGAGCGCCUAACGCUGCCCUGGUGGGAGAUCCGUAGUUGGCAGCAAAAGGAUGAAAGAGACCCGCCAUUCGUCUUCUUGCCCGCCCACGCGGACGCUCUUCUCUGCGCGCCCCGUCUCACGACCCUCAAUCUGGACUAUGGCCUGAGUGUCCACGGUGUGGAUUUCUGUGACACGUUUGGGGAGGUCGAGGCCCGCUGGAUCCUGGAGUUGGCCCGCGCGGCAUGGGCGAAAAAGGCUGCGCUCCGGACGAUCUACGUUGGGUACAGACCGGAGCCGCAUUGUCUCGACGAGGUUCUGGAGUAUCCGUGGGACCGUCUUACCCGACUCCGGGAGGAUCUCCAACCGCUAGGAAUCAGAUUGGAGUGGGAUGAGCCGUCGUUCUCGGAGGAGGAGUGGAUUCAGGCGCGCAUGCAGGCCUCCCCGCCGUGGGAGGCAAUGCGUGGGAGUGAAAGUCCCCCGCUGGAUGAUGGGAUGCUGUUUGGUUGCGAGCUGUCGAAGGAUGGUGAGCCCAGUCUGGAGGAACAGGAGGCCUGGGAGUACGCUCACAAGGCAAUCAGAUAGAAAAAUUAGCUACAUUUCAGAAACAG
Messenger RNA from Aspergillus uvarum CBS 121591, 1537 nucleotides. RefSeq lists its product as uncharacterized. The record is from RefSeq and is a predicted model, not a curated record. Lineage: Eukaryota; Fungi; Ascomycota; Eurotiomycetes; Eurotiales; Aspergillaceae. The coding region runs from base 81 to 1511 and encodes 476 amino acids. The transcript has a single exon.